Xylona heveae TC161 is the source of this 2694-nucleotide messenger RNA. RefSeq lists its product as hypothetical. Bases 1 to 2694 code for a protein of 897 amino acids. The record is from RefSeq and is a predicted model, not a curated record. The transcript has 4 exons. Lineage: Eukaryota; Fungi; Ascomycota; Xylonomycetes; Xylonales; Xylonaceae.
AUGGACAAUGGCGGGAUUUUUAAUUUUUUCCGGAUGCCGGGCUCUAGAAGAAACUCUAGCAACAACACACCGACGACCGGCAGAAAUGCGCAAAGCACUCCCCAAGGGCCGGCGGUAGAAGGCACACCAGGCGCAGCGUCAGCAACGAAUCAAGGGUUAGGACAAGAAUCUGCUGCUGCGGAUAUUUCUGGAGUACCGUAUCCGGUGUUGUCAACUCCUCCGGAAGGAACAGCACCAAAUGAGGAAGAAAAGCCAUAUAAUAUUUGGUCGCCGCCAACACCAAAAGGGCCGAAAAGAGAUAAAGGAAAGGGCGUAGAUCGCGAUCCUCCUGACCCUGAUCCAUCGAAUCCUCAACCCUUGGCGGCCGAUACAGAUCCGGCAACUGGAGUUCCUGGUCAGCUUACUGCCCGUAAUCUGUCGCAUUUAAAUGCACAAAAUGCAGGAGGCGCAGUUGAAAAAGCAGCUGCAGGCCCAGACCCAAAUGAUGCUCUCAAAUAUGCUCGAAAAUUUCUCUCGAGCGAAGAUUUUCGCACCCAUGCCGGAUUCGACAACGAGCUCGAAAAAAUUGACACCUAUCUCCGUCAAUUGAGUGACUGGGGAACGACCUGCGACCUCUCGCUCUACGCGCAAGUUCAAAGCAUGGUGCGCGUUCAUAGAGAGCGCACGGCAAAUCCUGAAGAAGCCUUCACUCAAUCGCCCGUGGACUUUUCUAGAUUUUCAAGAUUCAGUCAAAGGCUACCCACUUCUCAUGGGAUCUUCAGUCUUGACGAUGUCUAUGGCCAUCUGAGGGACGAUCAUCCGCCCUUCAGCCUUGAUGCAAGUGCUGCCCAAAAGCAGUUCAUCUCAGAUUUUCAAUCCGCUGGCGAGGAUGGAUUUCACUACCGCCAAAUCGAGAGAACUGCUUAUAGUCGAGCCAUUCAGCAGCCCGACUCGCCCGCGAGCCCGACUCUGCAAGACGACAAUGACGACAGUCGUGCAAUGGUUCGAGGUCGACGUCGGGCAUUCAUUCAAAUCGGCCUGAACGCAAUGGCGACUGGCGAAGAGCAACAUUAUGCUGGUGGUUGGCAGUAUCGAGUUGUCGCACUACCGCGUGCUCCUUUGCCGUUGCCGCUUGAACCGCAGAUGUUCCUCUCCGCUCAUCCAGAGAGCCAACAAAUGCCGAGUUCAGACCCGUUCCAGUACACAAACAAGUAUAUACAAUUCCAAAAGGACAAGAGGUUCUGGCAGUUCCACAUCAAUGACGAACGGCGCAUGCUUCGAAAGGGCUUAGAGCAAUCCGGCGCACGAGUCGAUGAAUCGACUGAGCCCCUUGUGUUUGAAAAUCCCACCCAUAAGCAAGAGAUUCUAAGGGCCAGAAACCGACUUCGCCUGGAGCGCCUGACGAACUUGUAUUUUGAGCUCAUUAUGGAAUUUUCGAUCGAAGAUUUUGCAAUCGGAUCUGCAUCAAGCGAAGUCCUCAAUAACGAAGAAACAAGCUCCAAGGAAAAGCUCGUUACCAUCCAAAAUUUUGCCUCCCUGGACGAAGGAGCCGCCGUGCGUGAAGGUCUGCGUCACGGCUUCGGGGGCGCUCCUCUCUCCGUCAAUGAAAUCACUCGUCUCCGCCAAGCCCUCAAAGACAAACAAACUUCCAACAUAACCUACGCUGAUACGGACGACCUCGUUGCUCGUCUCGGCCGCGAACUCGGUGCUAUGAUCCGACAAUUACAUCGUGAAGAUGAAUCGUAUGCCAGUCUGCGUCGAAAGCUUCAGAAAUCUGCGCGCGAAAUUGCAAGUAUCCGCAACCUGUCGAAAACGCCCUUACUUGCAAGUUCUCCGCAAUUCUCGAGCAUUCUGGAUAUUGCCCAGCCGCUUGCCCUUGCCGAUGGCAAUCCCGGCUAUCAGUUGAACUUGACAUACAAGCAAGCUUGUCGUCUUCUGCAAGAUAAGAUUGUCCAAGAAAACCACCGCCUUGGACAAGGAAAUAAGUUGGACUUUGCGCAUAUUUGGUCCUUUGUCCAUGACAUUCCUCCCAGUAGGAAACGGAAACGAUUCUUCUCGCUGGAUAAGUGGCCUACUCGGGCCUCUGAGAAUGCUCCUUUUAUUUUCGGCCGUUCUGGAAAUACCACCGCUGGUGCUGGUGCUGGUGCAUUGUUUCCAGAAACACCUGGUCGCGGUAGAGGUAGCACUGCCCGUGUUGGUACUGGCCCUCGUCCUCGUCCCGGUACCGCCGCAGCCGCCUCGUCGCCAUUCAAACGCCCGAAAGUAUCUGCCCAAGCAGCCCACGUAUCCCGUUCGCAGCAGCCUCCCCCACCACACGCACCCCAGGAAUUCCAAAUUGGGAAAGGCACAUUCAUGCCCCAGGAAAUGAAAGACUUUGAAUUCAAUAAACAUCGCCAUGUCUUGUACAACCCGCCUGAUCUCAGAGAACGCCAUAUCAAAGGCCUUCCGGUGUUUCCCUUUGGUGAGACGCGAUAUCAUGAACGGCUGGAACACCGCCUGAUAGAGGAGGAUUUGGCAAAGCGCUCAAUAUCAUCCACGAAAGAUCAAACCCCCCAGACGCGCCGCAAAGACCAGGACCUGAUGGAGCGCAACAAGUUCCAACUUCCCGAUGUUACUCCCGAUUUGGACGUCAACGCGCUCAAGACCGCGGGGGUGUUCAUUCCGGGGUUCAUGUCGUAUGUGUAUGAUCAGGAGCAGGAGCAGGAGCAGGACUAG